Molecule: messenger RNA, 768 nt
Organism: Sesamum indicum (sesame)
Lineage: Eukaryota; Viridiplantae; Streptophyta; Magnoliopsida; Lamiales; Pedaliaceae
Product: fasciclin-like arabinogalactan protein 3
Cellular component (GO): plasma membrane
Source: RefSeq, a predicted model, not a curated record
AUGAGUCCCUCCACCUCCGCCUUAAUCCUCGUCUCCGCCGUGCUUCUCCUUUCGUCGGCCACCACCUCCGCCUUCAAUGUCACCCUAAUCCUAGAGAAGUACCCUGAUUACACUGAGUUCAACAACCUUCUCUCCAAGACUGGUGUAGCCGAUGAGAUCAACCGUCGCAAUACCAUCACCAUUCUCGCCCUAAGCAACGGCCGCUUCGGCGACAUCUCCAGUAAAAAGGAGGAUGUCCAGAAGAGAAUCAUCAGCACCCACGUCGUCCUUGAUUACUAUGAUGUCGCGAAACUCAAACAAUAUAAUACCAGUAAGGGUCCCCUCACCACGCUCUGCCAGACGUACGGGCAGGCCAAGCAACAACAGGGCUUCCUCAAUGUUGUCGUCAAGGACAGCGAGGUUUUUCUCAGCUCCGCCGUGAAGGGCGCCUCAAUGGAUUCCAAAGUUGAGAGUUCCGUUGCUUCGCAGCCUUAUAACAUCUCGAUUCUCAGCAUUUCUAGCCCAAUUAUUGCUCCCGGAAUCGACGGGGCCUUGAGCCCAGCGUCGGCUAAGCAGCCGAAUGCCGCCGCCCCAGCAGGUAGUGAGGGGCCUGCAGUGGCGGAAGGGCCAAAGCAAGAAGAGGCUGCUGCUGGUCCAGAGGGUGAAGGUACAUCGGCGGCAGAUGGUAGCUCAGAGCUAUCUCCAAAUGCAAACAGCGCCGCCGUGAAGCAGGCGAUGUCUGGAUUUGGGUUGAUAGCAGCGGUGGCAUCAUUGGUUGCAGGUUUCUAG